AUGAGAACACAACCCUUUCUCACGCCUUCACCGUACCUCCCAAUCUUCUCAACUGCAGAAGAAAUCCUACCCAACAUCUUGCUCGUUCCACUUGAUCUGCAUCGUACCCGUAUCAUACAUCACCUACCCUGCCCCCGAAGCUUCCCGUAUGCCUUGUCAGUCUCUAUGAUGUCGUCUUCUACUUCCGACCAAAUCUUGCACCCCACGAAUCCAGUCCUGUUGAGGGAUGUGAACAUACCGAAGGAAAAAGGGCAGACACGCGUUCUUCCAGACGGAAGCCUCCUAUAUCACGAGCCUUUAACCAACAAAGAAGUGCCGGCUGUUCGUCUUGAAGAUAUCAGGCUCAAAGUUGUUCAACAAGCAUCUAAAAAGCUUUCAUAUAGGUUUCCCAAGAAGUGCGGAUACGAGGACACAAACUUGACAGCCUUCGUGAAGAAGGAUUACAAUUAUGGACCUGAGCGGGAGAACCGACCGGACCGUCUGUUUCAGAUCAGAAAUGACGAUGCAAAGGGCGAAAAGCCUAAUGGCUAUGUCAUUGAUGAAGGUCGGAUCGUCCUCGACGCAUUUGAUCAUGGCCUCCGAGACUUCGGAAAUCAGCUCCCCAUGUACGUGUCCUCUGAACUUGAAGGACACGACAUCGAGGACUAUCUCCGUCGAAAUCGGGAGAUAUCUGUUUACGAUCUUGUUGCCCGGGCUCCCAACGGCUACUACAAAGGAAACCCUCAAACGAAGAACAAAAAGACUGAAAAGGAGGAGAAAUCGAGGGAAUGGCAUCAGGGCCCUCCCAGAGUCGGAACAUUCAGUAUGCGGGCAACACGGUUCCGACUGCGCGCUGGAUGUUUGUCCUGGGAGAAGAAGGACGGCACGGUCGCCAAGAACCAGAGGAUCCUUGACGUUAUACCUGCCCGGUACAAGGAUCCAACAGUCAACUCGACUAAAGGCUGGCGCGACCUCAAUACAGCUGAAAUCAAGAAAAUCAAAGAUGGCGCCAUGAAAAAGCCUCAGCAAGGGCCCAAAAAAAGGCGAGCUACUGAGGCGAAAAAGGAAGCCGAAGAUCUUCAAAAGAACGAGGAGUACGAAGAGGAAGUAGGCAGCCAAGACGGGUGCUUCGAGUAUACGCCUGGUGGUGUAGAGGAGGAGGAGAACUACGUCUCCCCGGCCCUUAACCACGGAAGCGCUGCCGGCUUUAGCACACGACGCCCAUGGACAAACAUCAAGCCUGACAAUGAACUUGACUAUCAUGGAGGUUUGAGUCUUCCGGAACCCCCCAAGCGAUCGAGGGAGCAGAAGUCGACAAAAAUGGGGGAUCUGGAAGAGGACUUCGAGGCUCGACCAUUUAAGAAAGGAAGAACGCCAAUGCAUGCUCACAACUCGCAAGGUGUAAGGGAUGGCACCAACCUCCUUCCGCAUACACGUUCAAAAAGCCAAAAGCAAAGGCAUAGACGAACCGGUGGGCCGAAGCCCGAGGAUGCAGUAGAAGAAUCCAUGAGAUUUUCAUCUGCCACGAAUCCAUAUGACCUACAAGACCAAGGUAUACACACGUGGCCCUCGAGUGCUGGGUUUAAUCAUACACUGGCCCCCUUACCUGAGAGCCUUGAUCAACCUUGGGACACCCUUGGAAGAAAUUCGGAGGCUCGUCGGUCCCCCAAGGAGCUGAGAAGCGAUGAGUGGCGUCAGUCGGACACGAGGGAUCCGCAAACGUACUUCCACCAAGACAAUCUCGACAGUGACUACUUCCAUGAGCCACCUCCGGGCCCACAUGAGGGCUUUACCCUAGGCUCACAAUCGGUUGGCUUUCAUGCGCGCUUUGCGAACGUGGGUUCGCAGGUGCGAGGGUUCGACAUGAACCAUAGUACCAGUCUCCCAGCAGUCACACAGUAUAAGAGCUCCCAGUACGACCUUCCACAGGACGACUAUUCACAAGGCGACUAUCCACAGGGCGGCUUUCCACAGGACGGCUUUCCACAGGACGGCUAUCCAUGGGACGUCUACCCGCAGAACGACCUUGCUCAUGAGCGCUUUCCACAAAACAGCUUUUCACGCGACAGCCUUCCACAGACUAUUCCCCCACAAGACACCGGUCCAUCUGAGGGUCUGACUCGAGAAAGCCUUCGACAAGAACAUCCAUGGAAUGGCUCUCUCUAUGGUAAUCCUUCUUGCAAGGACGCUUGA
This is a messenger RNA of Letharia columbiana, 2172 nucleotides long. RefSeq lists its product as uncharacterized. The coding region runs from base 1 to 2172 and encodes 723 amino acids. The transcript is spliced from 6 exons. Lineage: Eukaryota; Fungi; Ascomycota; Lecanoromycetes; Lecanorales; Parmeliaceae. The record is from RefSeq and is a predicted model, not a curated record.